Fusarium redolens is the source of this 2226-nucleotide messenger RNA. RefSeq lists its product as uncharacterized. Lineage: Eukaryota; Fungi; Ascomycota; Sordariomycetes; Hypocreales; Nectriaceae. Bases 1 to 2226 code for a protein of 741 amino acids. The transcript is spliced from 4 exons. The record is from RefSeq and is a predicted model, not a curated record.
AUGGACAUUGAUAUGGCCAAGCCAGUCUUGGACAGUAAAAUCGAGGACGAUCUCGUCGACUUCGAUACCGACAUGGCUGAUUCCAAUCAAGACCCGCAAAAGAACGACGACAACUUCGAGAGCAUGGACAGAGAAAUGCAAGAAGAUGAGGACUCUGUGAAUCAUACAGCCUACGAGACGAAUGGUAUCACGGGCGAGGAUGUGGACUUCGACCUUCACGAUGUCGAGGAUACAGCAAACAGUCCCGAACAUGUGGAUUAUGAAGUGACCGAGGCUCCUGAGCUUCGGACUCAGGAAUCGACACAAACAGCUCAGCCACCCGACGAAGACGUGCCAGAAAACGAAGAUAACGUCAAAGUUUUGGAUGAAAUAAUCGUUCAUGGCGAUGCCGUGCCUGACGAUCACGAAUCUGCGCAUGAGAUUGAUUAUGAAUUUGAGGAAAAUGCAGAACAAGAAGAGUCGCAUCAAGAUGCGAAUACAGCUGCCGCAAGCCAUACAGCAAGGUCUGAGCCAAAUGGAGCAGCCGGUGCUGCGGAAGAACCAGAUGUCCACGAAACUGAGAAUGAUGCUGAUGCAACCGGACAAGACCUAUCCGAUCACACCGAAGAAGAUAAUAACAUAUCAAGUCACAAUGGCCAAAAUGUACCUCACGAUCCAGAAGAAGAAGAAGAAGCUGAGCCCGAUGAGAAGGUUGCGAUUGGUGAAGCUGAAGCCGAGGAUGUGAAGGCAGAUGAGGAUAAUGUUGAAAAUACCCAUGCAUCUGAGGACAAUAACGAAACGCAUCAUGGAGAAGACGCGACUAGUCAUGAUGAAACCACUACCUUGGCGACAGGGCAAAACGAUGAAACAACUGGAGCUGUCGAGGAGGCUGAAGAUCACGAUUAUGACGCGGGCGAACAUGACCCAGAUGCAUAUGAUGAACACGCAACCGCUGAUACAGAUCAUGCGGAUCACUUAGUUACUGAUGAAGAUUUAAAUGGGAAGGCAGAUGAGGGUUUUCCUGCUAUAACGGUACAGUAUAAAGGAGACGAAUUCCCUAUGUUCUCCACCACCACCCAUGGUUUCUUUGCCGAUACUUCGGUUCUUGAUGAACCACUUGAGAAGUUGGUUGCUUGUCUUCGGAGUGAACUUGAAAAUGAGAUUGCUGAGGAUGAGGACUUGGUACUUCAGGUCGACGAGCUUGGCCUCGAACUUGCUGAGACAACCCAAGGCGAACUUAUGUCGAAUGUCACGCUCCGCCAAAUUCUUGAAAUUUUCGACCUUCUUGCCAAGAACCAGGACCCAGAUGGCUCACGUCCACUGUAUGCCUAUCUUUUUACUAAACCCAACACAGAAAAACGCUUCGAGUAUCUCAUCGAGAGUGCUACGGCGGGGAAGGGGCUUGAUGAAGUUAUCCAUCUCUUCGAGACUCCCAUGACUGCCGGGGCCAGUAUGCUGGAAACAGCUGCAACUAUCGAUGGCGUUCAUGAGGAACUGGACGAGUUCGACAGCCCAGUUGAUGAUGAACAUCACAGCGAGACAAAUGAAGUAGAAAUUGAGGAUGAAUAUCCGGAAGACGAACAUGCGAACCCCGAUGCCACUGGUUCUGAGAGUCAAGAGUUCAAAGACCGGGAAGUCGAUGUCCAUGAAGUCGAUAGCCAGGAGGCCAAUAAUCAGGAUGGCCACGAUGAAGAUGAUCGAGACAACAUCAACGUUGCAACAGACACUCAGAACGAGAUACCAGCCAAUGCUUCUGCCGUUGAUUUGGAGGACCAAGAGGCCGCCGUUGACAGCUUCACGGCUGCUGAUGAGGAAGGUCUUGAGCAAAAUGCACGAGCUGACAGCGAGAUUGAUCCAUUUGCCAACCUCGAGUUAGACGAGGAAGCCGAGUUCAACGGAGAUGGCGCUCUCGAAGAGAACACAGAGACCCAAGAAGAGGUUAAUGUCGAUGCCGAGCCUGAACCACUCCACGCACAAGCUAAUGACACGAGCACUACAACCACUCUUCAAGAGGAGGAGGAAGCGUCCUCUUUCAACGUUGACCUCGGCGUGCCCUCCACAGCAGUUGAGACGGCCGAGAAAAGCCAGACUGGCGAUGACGACUUGGACGAAAUCGACUGGAGAGAAGAGUAUGUGGUAGAAGACCAAGCACCAAGCACUCCUUCGGCUGCUGGUAAAAGAGCCCGUGGUGAUGACGAUGAUGUAGAUGCGGGAGAUGAGCAAGAUGCCAAGCGUCGUCGUCCUUGA